AUGAGCGACGAAGGUGAGGGCGGCGUGGCGUGGCAGCGCGUGUGGACCGUCGAAGGCGGACGCGCGGAGCUCGCGUGUCCCGUGCGUCCGCGCACCCCUGGCGACGCGCCGUCCCUCGUCCUCUGGUACAAGGGCAACAGCACCACGCCUGUCUACAGUUACGACGCUCGUCAGGGUCGCAACUUCGGCGAAGGAAUGCGCUGGGUCGACGAAACAGUCCUGGGACUCAGGGCUUACUUUUUGCCCACCCGGUCUGCCUCACAUGCCCCUGUCUCAGGCAGGAGCUACAGAGACGCAAAAAUUAACGCGUAUGGAAAUGAACGCUUGACGCAAGGUGAUAGCGGAGGCAGCUUUUCUGACAUGAAAAACUUCAAAACUUUUUCUUUACAUCCCAGUCAUAGAGGGGACGAACGACAGAGCCCGCGAAGUGUUCCUCGAAACAACGGUCUCUAUGAACACGGUCGAGAGCAUUUCAUAGGAAUGGGUGAACACGGUCGAGAGCAUUCAGUGGAAAUGGGUCCAAACUUCGCCAAUCACUCGUGGACGAUAAGUGACCAUAACGCUAAACUGAAGAGGAAAUUAGUUAUAACGCGUGCGUCAUUCCCUCCCGUCACUGAAGGCAGCGUUGAUCCUUCUCUUAGGCCUCGACAUGCCCCUGUCUCUGGCAGGAGCUACAGAGACACAAAAAUUAACGCGUAUGGAAAUGAACGCUUGACGCAAGGUGAUAGCGGAGGCAGCUUUUCCGACAUGAAAAACUUCAAAACUUUUUCUUUACAUCCCAGUCCUGGAGGGGACGAACGACAGAGCCCGCGAAGUGUUACUCGAAAUAAUAGUCUCUAUGAACACGGUCGAGAGCAUUCCGUGGAAAUGGGUCCAAAAUUCGCUAAUCGCUCGUGGACAAGAAGUGACCACAAAGCUGAGCUGAAGAGGAAAUUAGCUAUAACGCGUGCAUCAUUCCCUCCUGUCACUGAGGGCGGCGUCGGUCCUUCUCUUAGGCCUCGUAGGAGACGGAACACCAGCAAAGAUCUCCUGGCUAACGGCUGGGCUGCUGCCACGCAUGUUCUUUCCUCUCCUAAGAAAAUAACAGCCAACAGAGCUCUUCCCACGUCAACACAAACCGAAGCAACUUCUCCCCAUUCAUUGCCACUCGAGUCUAGCGACUCUCAAGCAGCAUUUCCAAUUCCCUCUAUACCUCUCGAGUCCAUUAAACCCACACCCAUUUCUCCAACACGCCCCUCGUCUGUCGAGCCGAAAGUCUUUACGCGGCCCAACGGCGUCGCGGGCCGUCGGGCAAGGCACGCCGCAGGAGCGGAUCCUGCGCUCUCCUUGAUGCCCGUGGCUCAGGAGGACCACGGACUUUACCGCUGCCGUCUUGAUUACUGGGAAUCGCCCACCACCAUGUCCUACACGCAAGACGCCCCCUCAAGUCACAACGAUCUACGAAAUCACGGCAAAAAGACACACCCCUUAAGUCCUAAAGUCCUACGACAUUACGGCAGCAAGACGCCCAUUAAAAGGCUGCAGGAAGAUCAGUUCCGCGUCGCGUUCCCCAGCGUGUCUUUAUCUCCACCUCUCCCGCCAGAGGAGCUCGUGAUCCUGCACGACGGAGCGCGCCUCCACAAGGGUCUGGAUGGCGUGGCGUGGGUGACACCCGUCAAGGAGGGCACCAAAAUCAACCUGUCAUGUCGGGUGGCAGGUGGCAGGCCGUCACCCACCAUCACCUGGUGGCGGGGAGAGACGCAAAUCCCAGCCAAAACAUCCUUGAACGAAGUCAGGCCCAGGUACAAGAGAUCUCCUAAUGCAGAAUACUGGGAUUCUUUCGAAGAUGUGGACUUCUCUACCGAAGCUGAUCCGAUAUCGGACUUGUUAUUGCUCCGUGAAGCACAAGUUUCUAGACGAACCAAGCACGACUCGUCAGGAGAGCAUACAAGUAGCAUUCUUUAUGGAAAAUAUCCAUGGAGAGGUGCUCAAUUUGACUUACCCAAGAUAAGGAAUAGCGACGUACUAUCAAGGCUACGCCGAAACACAAAAGAUUCUACGCGGUGGUGGGACGAUAUCGAAGUUCCGGAUUCCGAUAGCUCAUCGUUUAACUACACGAACUUUAUCUUGGGCAAUGUAAGAUACACUGACCAAUACGCAGACCAGUACGGCCCCUACGACCCAACGAGGUUUAUUGAACCCACGACAGUCGAUAAAAAUGAACCAACCGCCGAACCCGUGCAAACAAAGCCCGCAGUCCGAUCCGAGGUUGCGGACAUUAUCGAAUCGACACAUUACGAUAAAGAGAUUAUAGUUCAAUCGGACAUCUCACUUAUUGCAAUGAGAGAUUUGGUUGGAACCUCGCUGUACUGUAGAGCAGAGCAGAGACUUCAAGGAGGACCAACAGACUUGCUCAAACCGCUGAUGGCGAGCGUCAGCCUCAACAUCACCCUGGGGUUGCUGGAGCUGGAGAUGGAGGGCGGCACCCAGCCAGUCUCCGCAGGUAACUCCGUGCGGGUGGAGUGCAGAGCAUACGGAUCAAAUCCACCCGCUGAAAUAUCCUGGUGGAAAGCCGGCACUCCGAUUCCCAGCUCCGUCACUGCUAUCAUGAAAGGAGGCAACCUGACCACCUCUGCUGUGGUCCUCGAAGUCUCUGCCAAAGACAACGGCUCCAACCUCAUCUGCACCGCCACCAACCCUGUGCUCAGGAGCUCUCACAUGACCAAGAGGAGAACUCUCAAAGUUUUCUUUCCACCAGAAGUUGAAAUCCAGAUGUCAGAGCCUGCGUUGAUAUCCACGGUGACGGAAGGAGCAGACCUGGUGAUGAUCUGUCACGCUCACAGCAACCCUCCGCCUCACGACUACCGCUUCUACCACAAGGGUAUGGAGCUGCAUCCUGCAAAUGGAAUCUCCGUGUCAGAUACAACGCUUACCAUUCGCCGUGUGCACCGGGACCAGGCGGGGGCAUACACCUGCAAAGCGACCAACUUGGAGGGCGCUACACUCAGCCCCGCUCUGCAUCUCACCGUCUUGUUCGCCCCCGUGUGCGCCCCGGGCUGGGGGGCGCGGACCCAGGGCGCUGCGCUCGGCGCCACUGAGGCCAUCGCUUGUCGCGUGGACGCGGCGCCCGACAGCGACCUGCAGUUCACGUAA
Hyalella azteca is the source of this 3132-nucleotide messenger RNA. RefSeq lists its product as uncharacterized. NCBI's taxonomy places the organism in Eukaryota, Metazoa, Arthropoda, Malacostraca, Amphipoda, Hyalellidae. The record is from RefSeq and is a predicted model, not a curated record. The transcript has 10 exons. The coding region runs from base 1 to 3132 and encodes 1043 amino acids.